Bicyclus anynana (squinting bush brown) is the source of this 1710-nucleotide messenger RNA. RefSeq names its product catalase-like. The record is from RefSeq and is a predicted model, not a curated record. NCBI's taxonomy places the organism in Eukaryota, Metazoa, Arthropoda, Insecta, Lepidoptera, Nymphalidae. Gene Ontology annotation, biological process: response to hydrogen peroxide; hydrogen peroxide catabolic process. Gene Ontology annotation, cellular component: mitochondrion; cytoplasm; peroxisome. The transcript has a single exon. The coding region runs from base 227 to 1564 and encodes 445 amino acids. Gene Ontology annotation, molecular function: catalase activity; heme binding.
AUACGAAACCUUAAAAAUAUUUGUGGGUUUUAUGAUACAUAAUAUGAACAACAUAUAUCGCAACGUAUCUUAAUUGUUGUAACAAUAAUCUGGAUAGUAUAACAACUUACAGUUCUUACCUUUUCAGGGUCCUAUAGGAGUUUUAACUACAAGUGCUGGCAAACCUAUUACCUACUGUGAAGCUACCAGCACGUUCAACACCCCGCUGGUGAACAACGAAUUCUUCAUGGACAUGAUGACUCAUCUCGCUAGAGAGAGGAUUCCCGAACGUAUAGUCCAUGCUAAAGGCGCCGGAGCUUUUGGUUAUUUUGAAUCAACAAAAGAUAUUUCACAUAUCUGCAAAGCUGACUUUCUAAAAAAAGGAACGAAGACUCCGGUAGCUAUGAGAUUUUCAACAUCUCGAGGAUUCAGAGGAAGCAAUGAUCUAGACCUAGAUGUCAGAGGAUUCGCCGUGAAGUUUUAUACUCGCGAAGGAAAUUUUGAUGUGCCUGGAUUUAACACUCCUAUCUAUUUAUAUAAAGAAGCCCUUCACAGUCUGCCUAUCUUCCAUACGUCGAGAAGAAAUCCAGCGACUAACGCUCUUGAUGCCAAUAUGUUGUGGGAUAUGAUAACUUUGAUUCCUGAGUCAAUUCAUAUGAUGAUGUUCGUUUUCGCCGGUUAUGGUCUUCCAAAAAGCUACGUAUAUAUGCCCGGUUUUGGAAUUCAUACGUAUCAGGUUGAAAACAAAAAGAAGGAGCAAUAUUUUAUAAGAUUUCACUUUUUGCCAGAUGGUGGCAUCAAAACCUUAUCAUCUGAAGAAGGUGUACAACGCGGAGCUAUGAAUUCUGACAUAUUGACGAUAGAUUUAUACGGGAGGAUUGCCAAUAAAACGUACCCUAGUUGGACAGUUAGUAUACAAAUAUUAACUUUAGACGAUGUUAAAAAAGAAGGGCCUAAAAUAUUUGAUGUCACAAGGACUAUACCACUCAAAAAAUAUCCAUUACAUAAAAUUGGUAAAAUAGUGUUGGAUCGAAACCCUAAGAAUUUCUUUGCGGAAGUAGAACAGAUGGCAUUUUGUCCAAAUCAUUUAGUACCUGGUAUAGUUGGAGCGCCUGACAAACUAUUUGAAUCACGUAGAAUAGCCUACAGAGAUACCCAAUUGUAUCGUUUGGGAGGGAAUUUUAACAGUAUUCCUGUUAACUGUCCGUUCCAAGUCGAAACACAUACGUAUAAUAGAGACGGCGUACCUCCAACAGGAGAUAAUCAAAGAGGCGUUCCUAACUACUAUCCUAAUUCUUUCCAUGGUCCUGCUCCAGUUAUGACAAAGCAUUGUUCAAGUUUAAUUAGCAUCGUAGAGACCGAGGCAUAUAACUUUGACCAAGCUGCUGAAGUAUACGCCGAAGAGUUUACAGAUAAACAGCGAGCUGAAUUAAUUAAGAAUGUUGUUUUUGCGUUGUCUACCGUGGUUGAGCCUAUUCAGUUUAGAGCGCUGAGAUGGUUUACUAAGAUUCAUCACGAGUUUGGAUCUCUUGUAGCACAAGGGUUGAAUAUAACCAUAACGGACAAAACGAUGAAAAAAUAUUAAUAAAAUAAUCUAGAGUAGAUGAAAUAUUUAUGCUGGUAAAUAAUACUUUAAGCUUUUGUUUAUUUCAUAAUUUGAUUAUUGGAGAUUCGUGAUCAAACAAGUACUAUUGUUUCAAACAAGUUUCAAUUUCAAAAUUACCUUAAAAA